Scylla paramamosain (green mud crab) is the source of this 2748-nucleotide messenger RNA. RefSeq lists its product as uncharacterized. The transcript has 11 exons. Bases 689 to 1813 code for a protein of 374 amino acids. NCBI's taxonomy places the organism in Eukaryota, Metazoa, Arthropoda, Malacostraca, Decapoda, Portunidae. The record is from RefSeq and is a predicted model, not a curated record.
CCUCUCUGAUGACAUGCGGCAUCUCUGUAGAAGAAGCCCAUCUACGUCUGACUGACGUCUUCUCAAGUUCUCAGAACUUCAGUCUUGGGGGGAACAAGUAGUAGGGUGUACGCUGUUGCUAUAAGACAUCGUUGGGAGGAGAUAAGACCGUGGUACUACAUACACGAUGACCUCCUGCUGUCCUUCCUGCUUGCCUUGGUUGCUGGUGGCCUCCUAUGCCGUGCUGCUGGGUGUAGGAGGAGUGGGAAUAUGGGUGUCAGCCAACAACUUUUGGGAGGAAGAACCUCUUCCACCGAUACCUCCCCAAGAAUCUGAGAUUACAACCACCACUACAACUACCACUCCAAACCCUUACCAGUAUAACAGAAGAGACAGAGAGAACUUUGCCCCAGACACAUAUAAAGAGUAUAUUUAUUCAAGGCAGGCAAUUUUGCAAGAGCCACAAGUGAUGCAAGGCUGUAUGUGGUACUGCCCUGUGCCGUCUCCAUGUUGGUGGCCUGGCUUGGUACUAUUAGCUGGCCUCUGUUCCAGGCGGCUUUUCCUCUUCUACUUUUAGCCUGUAUAGCACACUGUUGUUUGUGGAUAUUGACUCUUACUUGGCUUUAUUGUAUACCAGAAUGAAGUAGCUUGGUAUUCAGACUUGAAUCUAGAUUCUGUUUACUGGAUUGUGGGCUUCCAAACUGGACUGAUGCUUCUGUUAUCUGCUCAGAUUGUGCUUUGUGUGUGGGAGCUGCGACGAUCAAGAUCCGGCUGGCCCACCAUCAACCUUCACAAUUUGUUAACCGCAGAAGCAUUGUUUGUGACUGCCAGAUUGACUCUCACUGCAUACGUCAUACUGUUUCUGGCAGACUCACAAAUGAUCCGUGGAUAUAGCAGGAAAAAUGAGGAUCAUUAUGAUGACUUUGAUAAUAUGUCUCCAGCUAUCAGAUACCCUCUGGUUCUCACUCUUAUUUGCUUAAGUGCCGCUUGUUACAGUGCUGUGGCUACUUUAGAGACUGCACUGUCCAUGUUACUGGGGAAGCUGCACACUUGUAUGACAGGCAUCAGUACUCUGCUGUCAGCAGUUUGCUGCGUCACUGUUGCUAUCAUCACUUCUCCAGUCAUUGUAAGGGUAGUCAUCCAGCCACAGUACAUUUACCCAAAGACUAUGUACUUUGCUAUUGGUUUAAGUGUGGUGACAUUCCUACAUGUGAUUGCCUGCGUGGUCUUCCCAACUGCUUUAAGGUCACCACCAGAGAUAGUUGAUACAAUCUUGAACAGUGUGGUGUCAGCCAUAAAUUCUCUUGGUAGUUUUAGAAUAAGAGAACAGCUUUGGCACCCAGAACUUCCAGAGAAGAAAGAAAGAAUCAACUUUAUUUUCAACUUGACAUCAUCAAUUUUCACAUUGAUUUCGAUAAUCAUCAUCACCUCAGUUUGGGACUCUCCAAUGUACCGAGCCUGGGCAUCUGUCUUGGUGUUGUGUGUCAACUCUGCAAUCUUGUUACGAACUCUGCCACCUGUUGUGAUGCAGCUAAAAUUCAAGCAGGCUGAAAAUACUCCCAUGAAUCAGAAAUUGAUGAGCCUGAUUCUUGAAACUGUUCCUCUUCUGGUGGGAGCCAUUGCAAUGUGUGCCAGAUUGUAUUAUCCAGGAGAAAUUUUUGCUGGUGUGAUAAACAUUUUGUUCUCUGCCUUCCAGGCUUUCAUCAUUGUUCAUAUGCUGAAGAGUAAGAUUGAACUGAUAAAGUUUAAGGAAGGUGAGCGCUUGACAGACACGGAGGAAGUUGCCGGCCAAGACAUCACUGAUGAGGAGACUCCUCAUGACCUUUCAGCUUGAAGGAGAUUUAUACAUUGAUGGUUUUCAACACCCUGUGUAAUGCCAGGUCAGCCCUACUUAAUGGGGCUGUAGAUGCUAUGGUGCUUUUGUAGAGGGUCAGAUCUGGCAUUUUAUAUGGCUUUAUUACUCACCUGCUGCUUAUUUAUGAAUACUGGGUGUGCAAACAUUAUUCAGAAUAACUUCACAAUGAAGUAAUGGAGUUAUUCACCUGUGUUUGGUUAAUGCAUGAUAACUAGAACUUUAAUAAAAAAUAUAUCUACACUGUUUAGCUGCUGCAUUUAGAAAUAUUAUGUAAUAAAUCAUUAUGAAGAUCCUAAUAAGAAUAACAUGCAGAUCUGUAAGUCACCAUCCAGAUUUGCUGACAUAUCCUGCAUCUGUGAGGCAUAAUGUGUUAUGUUCCUGAGUCCCUGGUGAACACUGGAUUAGAGGAAACACUGCUGCUGUUGAUACUGAAGUUCCAGAUCUUAAAGUUUUGUAGUUGAAAGCUAGAGAGAUGAAAUUCAUACAGUUUUAAGCAGUUGUUCAAGAAUUACAUAGACCCUCUCUCUCUCUCUCUCUCUCUCUCUCUCUCUCUCUCUCUCUCUCUCUCUCUCUCUCUCUCUCUCUCUCUCUCUCUCUCUCUCUCUCUCUCUCUCUCUCUCUCUCUCUCUCUCUCUCUCUCUCUCUCUCUCUCUCUCUCUCUCUCUCUCUCUCUCUCUCUCUCUCUCUCUCUCUCUCUCUCUCUCUCUCUCGAUUGAUUGAUUGAUUGAUUGGUUGGUUGGUUUAAUAAAUUUGUACCAACACCCACUUGAAAGUGGACAAUUUAAAUUUCUUUGACACAAGUGGCUGUCUCCCACACUUGCAGGAUGACACCCAAGAAAAAUAAUCACUCCCCAAGUAAGGUUUUAAAAAUUUUAUUUUUGGAAUGUGCAUAAACAAAUAAACAUUAUACAGGA